AUGGCCACCAUGGUGCAGCCGGCGAUGCCGCCUGUGCACACUGCAUUGGAGUACAGCCUGCAGAAGUACCUCCUGCUGCUGGCCACCAUGGUGAUUACCGUCACUUACGCCGCUGGCUUCAACACGCCGGGAGGAGUCUGGCAGGUCACCCAUGAAGGCAAACUUGCCGGCGACCCCAUCAUCCUCGAAACCCACUACCACCGGUACCUCUCCUUUUACUACUGUAACGCCACAGCAUUCGGCGCAUCCCUCGUGGUCAUGGUCUUCAUCGUCAUCUUAACCGUCCGGCACGACGAGGAGAAGAGGAGGGGGGAGAUGGACCCCUUCCAGUCCGUCGUGCUGCUGCGGGUCUUCAUGCUGCUAGUCGUGCUCAGCCUCAUGGGCGCCUACGGCACCGGCACAUGCCGGGACAAGAGCUCCACCGUCUACUUUGCGGUGCUGGUGGCCGCCGUCUUGCUCUACAUCCCCGUCGUCAAGUUGCUGGAUCUAGACUGUUGGGUUACAGACAAGCACGAGGACCCGGUGAUGCUCAAAGCCCAAGAACGGCUCCGCAAGCUCCUGAUGCUCCUGGCGACGUUCGCGGUGAGCAUCACCUACUGCGCCGGGCUGAACACUCCGGGUGGCUUCUGGGACAGCACUGGGGGCGGCCACCACCCCGGCGAUGUGAUUCUCAAGGACCACCACAACGCGCGCCUGACGGUAUUCUUACUCUGCAACACCACGGCGUUCGUGGCGUCCCUGCUCAUCAUUAUGCUGCUCAUCGUCAACAGCAAGAAGCUCCAUGCUCUGUCUCUCGUGCUCUAUGCGUGUAUUGUCGUCACGCUUGUCGGCCUCAUCGGCGCAUAUGUCGCUGGCAGCUGCAGGAAGACCAGUACCACCGCCCAAGUGGUCGGCCUGGCCGGCGGCGCCGUGGCAUUGGCAUACAUCCUACGCUAUACUUUACCGUCAAAAUCCUUGUCUUGUUGUUCGAGUGGAGAAACACGAUUUUUUGCAACUCACCACAGUGCUGAGGAAGAGGCUAUGGACAAUGCUCACCCUCUUGUUGUACUCCUCGCCACUCUUGCUGCCACCAUCACCUACACAGCAGGCUUGGACCCGCCGGGUGGCCUUUGGCAGGACGACGGCGACGGGCACAUGGCCGGAGAUCCCAUGCUCCUCACGACCAACGCUGGGAGGUACAGGGCCUUCUUUUACUGCAACUCCGUUGCAUUCGUGACCUCCUUGGUGGUCAUCGUCCUGGUCCAGAUGGGGAAUCUGGUUAGGCACCAUAUGCUCUUGACAGCAAUGAUACUCAACCUGUUUGGCCUUAUUGGUGCGUAUGCUGCCGGGAGCUGCCGGGACGUGAGCACCUCCAUUUACGCCAUGGCCUUGACAGGUGCCGUCCUGGUCUAUGUGGUGAUCCAUAUUGUCUUCUUCACGCUGGACCACAAGGACAAGAAAGACAAUUAUCAAGAAGAAAAGUUGCUGGAGAAGAGGCGCAAACGGUUGCUCCUCUUUGCGGUCUUGGCAGCGACCAUCACCUACCAAGCCGGCCUCACCCCUCCUGGCGGAUUCUUGCUCCAGGACAAGCUCGGGCACCACGCUGGCGACCCGGUCCUCUUGUACAACUACCCGCGCCGCUACAAUGCCUUCUUCUACUCCAACUCGGUGAGCUUCAUGCUGUCCAUCACCCUCAUCAUCCUCUUGGUGAACCCCAACCUGUAUAGGCCAGCCAUACGAAGCAAUGCGCUAUCUGUUUGUAUGGUGGUGGGCUUGUUUUGUUCUAUGGGGGCCUACGCUGCCGGAAGCACGCAACACCGCAAGACAUCCAUCUACGUCUUCAUGUUGGUGGCCAUGGUUCUCUCCUUGUUUUACUGA
Molecule: messenger RNA, 1857 nt
Organism: Triticum turgidum subsp. durum (durum wheat)
Lineage: Eukaryota; Viridiplantae; Streptophyta; Magnoliopsida; Poales; Poaceae
Source: the annotation of a GenBank genome assembly